GGCGGUGCGCGGCGGUCGUAGUGCGAACCAUGGGAGGCGGCUGGUGGUGGGUUCCAGCCGCCCGCCUGGCGCGACUCCGCUUCCGAGGGGUAAUGCUGCCGCCUCCGCGGUCCCGGAGUGGGGGCGCCCGGGGAUCCUUCGCUCCGGGCCAAGGCCCCCGCACAGGGGCUUCGCCGCCCCCUGUGUCCGAGCUGGACCGCGCAGACGCCUGGCUCCUCCGGAAGGCGCAUGAGACAGCUUUCCUCUCCUGGUUCCGAAAUGGCCUCCUGGCAUCAGGCAUUGGGGUCAUCUCCUUCAUGCAGAGUGACAUGGGUCGGGAAGCCGCCUAUGGCUUCUUCCUACUGGGCGGCCUAUGUGUGGUGUGGGGCGGUGCCUCCUACGUGGUGGGCCUGGCGGCGCUGCGGGGGCCCAUGCAGCUCUCGCUGGGGGGUGCUGCCGCGGGCAUGGGCGCUGUCCUGGCCGUUGGUCUGCUCUGGGCUUGUGCCGUUGGCCUCUACAUGGGCCAGCUGGAGCUGGACGUGGAACUGGUGCCGGAGGAUGAUGGGACGGCCACUGCUGAAGGCUCCGAUGAAGCAGGCCGGCCCCCACCAGAGUGAGCAGCAGGCCCGCGGGGAAAUGGCCGGGCAUUGGAUGGCCAGGGCCUGAGGACCGGGACAUUAAAACCUGACCCUUUCUUCGCUCCA
Hipposideros armiger (great roundleaf bat) is the source of this 683-nucleotide messenger RNA. It is a transcript of the gene TMEM160, whose product is annotated as transmembrane protein 160. The transcript is spliced from 3 exons. The record is from RefSeq and is a predicted model, not a curated record. Lineage: Eukaryota; Metazoa; Chordata; Mammalia; Chiroptera; Hipposideridae. Bases 30 to 596 code for a protein of 188 amino acids.